GGGGCCUGCGGACAACAUGGCGGCGCCCGAGGAGCACGAACCCCCGACUGUCUCCCCGCAGCCGGCCGUGGAGGAGCAGGAAUCGAAAACGUUUAAAGACCUGGGUGUGACCGAUGUGCUGUGCGAAGCUUGUGAGCAGCUGGGAUGGACCAAGCCCACCAAGAUCCAGAUCGAAGCGAUUCCUCUGGCCCUACAAGGUCGUGACAUCAUUGGGUUGGCGGAGACGGGCUCUGGAAAGACGGGGGCCUUCGCGCUGCCCAUCCUGAACGCGUUGCUGGAGACGCCACAGCGCCUGUUUGCCUUGGUGCUCACCCCCACGCGCGAGCUGGCCUUCCAGAUCUCAGAGCAGUUUGAGGCCCUGGGCUCGUCUAUCGGGGUGCAGUGCGCCGUGAUUGUGGGCGGCAUCGACUCCAUGUCCCAGUCCCUGGCGCUGGCGAAGAAGCCACACGUGGUGAUCGCAACCCCCGGGCGACUGAUCGACCACCUGGAAAAUACCAAAGGCUUCAACCUGCGAGCGCUCAAGUACCUGGUGAUGGACGAAGCCGACCGGAUACUGAACAUGGACUUUGAGACGGAGGUGGACAAGAUCCUCAAAGUCAUUCCCCGUGACCGGAAAACCUUCCUCUUCUCCGCUACCAUGACUAAGAAGGUGCAAAAGCUGCAGAGGGCGGCUCUGAAGAACCCCGUGAAGUGCGCGGUCUCCUCCAAAUACCAGACGGUUGAGAAGUUGCAGCAGUACUAUCUCUUCAUCCCCUCCAAGUUCAAGGACACCUACCUGGUUUACAUCCUGAACGAACUGGCCGGCAACUCCUUUAUGAUCUUCUGCAGCACCUGCAACAACACCCAGAGAACGGCCCUGCUGCUCCGGAACCUGGGCUUCACGGCCAUCCCCCUGCAUGGACAGAUGAGCCAGAGCAAGCGCCUCGGAUCCCUGAACAAGUUUAAGGCAAAGGCUCGCUCCAUCCUUCUCGCCACCGACGUGGCCAGCCGAGGCCUGGACAUCCCACAUGUGGACGUCGUCGUCAACUUUGACAUCCCGACCCAUUCCAAGGACUACAUUCACCGAGUGGGGCGGACAGCUCGGGCAGGGCGCUCCGGGAAGGCCAUCACCUUUGUCACACAGUACGACGUGGAGCUCUUCCAGCGCAUCGAGCACCUGAUCGGGAAGAAGCUGCCCGCCUUCCCGACCCAGGACGACGAGGUCAUGAUGCUGACGGAGCGCGUGGCGGAGGCGCAGAGGUUCGCCCGCAUGGAGCUGAGGGAGCACGGGGAGAAGAAGAAGCGGCCCCGCGAGGAGGCCGGAGACAACGACGACACGGAGGGCGCCCUGGGCGUCCGGAACAAGGUGGCCGGCGGCAAGAUGAAGAAGAAGAGGAAAGGCCGAUAGUCCUGGAGCCGGGUGUCUGUGUGCUGCCGUGGGGGGGCCCUGACUCGGGGCCCGCACCCAGCCCUCGGGGCCCACCGGGACGGGCGCCUUCCCUUUGCGGGGACGCCCGCCAGGGCUCUUGUGCGAAGCUCCUGCUCUCUGCCACCUGCUGCACCUUUCCCUGUCCUACCGGCGGGACAGAGGCCUUGGCCUGUCACCGAAGGGGUUGGUGUCUGUGUCGGGAGGUUAAGCAACCUCAGCUGUGCUUCCGUAGGAAUGUAAAUAUUCUUUUCUAAGA
Molecule: messenger RNA, 1664 nt
Organism: Sorex araneus (European shrew)
Lineage: Eukaryota; Metazoa; Chordata; Mammalia; Eulipotyphla; Soricidae
Gene: DDX47
Product: DEAD-box helicase 47
Exons: 12
Coding region: 17-1387 (456 amino acids)
Molecular function (GO): ATP binding; RNA helicase activity; nucleic acid binding
Source: RefSeq, a predicted model, not a curated record